UAAUAAAUUUUCAUCUCAACAAAUCAAAUUUGGGUUUUUUAACUCAAAAUGUUUUUUUGGCAGAUAGUAUAUUUAACGCGAUGACAUGCGAGGACAUGCAGAGCUGACGGGAAUAGAAAACUGUGAGCUAAGCAUUAUAACCCCUCAAAAAAACAAAAAAACAAAAAAACACGCAGAUCCAUGGUUUUCAGAUCACAGCCCUCCCAUUUUCGAUGUAAAUUUUGACAAUGCGGACCCUCUUGAAUGCGAGGAGGAUAUCUGAUUUGAAAUUCGUGGAGUUUUAGCUGCAGAUGGACCGGGAUUUUGUUAAAAACAGUCUAGGAUUCGUGGAUUUCAGAGGCAUUUUGGUGAUUUUUAGGGGGGAGUGAUUUGAUCGGGAUUUCUUUCCGUUGGGGGUUGUUGUUGGUGUUUUUGUCGUUUUUUUUGGUGAUGGACGUGGCGGUUGAUGGUGGUUCUGUUGGGACAAUGGAGGAUUUAGGGUCUUCUGAGAGUGUGGAGAAGGUUGAGGAUACCGAGAAGAAAUACGAGAAUUCGAGAUCGGAUGUGCGAGAGAAUGGCGGUGCUGUGCAUCAGAAUGGCGAGAUUCGGGUUGAUUUGGAGGAGGAUGAUUUUCAAGGAGGGGAGACGAAUGGGGAGGGUAAUGAACGGCAAAAUGGAUAUGAUGAGAGGCAGAUGAAGGAGCUGGCAGACAUUCUUUCAAAAUUGAAUCCUAUGGCAGAGGAAUUCGUUCCGCAUUCGCUUGCCAAUGGCGUCUCUGGGCCCAAGAAAAAUGGGGGGAGCAACGGCAAUGUACGGAGAAGGAAUGGCUACAAUCAGGCUAGAAGGCGAACAAACUCCAGAAUAAGCAGAGCACAGCGUGAAGAGAGUAUUAGGAAAACAGUCUAUGUCUCAGACAUUGAUCAGCUGGUAACUGAAGAGCAACUUGCAGCCCUGUUUACAAACUGCGGACAGUUGCAGGUGGUUGAUUGUCGUGUCUGUGGUGAUCCAAAUUCGGUUCUUCGUUUUGCUUUUGUAGAAUUCAUUGAUGAGGAUAGUGCUAGAAGAGCUCUUAGCCUUUCUGGGACAGUGCUUGGAUUUUAUCCACUUCGGGUCCUCCCUUCAAAAACUGCGAUUCUUCCAGUGAAUCCAACAUUUCUUCCUGCUUCUGAAGAUGAACGGGAGUUAUGUGCUCGGACCAUCUACUGUACUAAUAUAGACAAGAAGGUUUCUCAAGUAGAUGUUAAACUAUUCUUUGAGACACUUUGUGGACCGGUUUCUCGUUUACGACUGCUGGGAGAUUAUCAGCAUCUAACUCGUAUUUCCUUUGUUGAGUUUGUUUUUGCGGAGAGUGCUAUGGCUGCAUUGAACUGUAGUGGUGCAAUUUUGGGGUCUCUGCCCAUAAGGGUAAGCCCAUCGAAGACCCCGGUGAGGCCACGCAACCCUCGUCCACUGAUCCAUUGAGCAAAAGAUCUUUACGCUGAUUCCGGAUUUUUUCUGAGCCAGGUCGUCAAAUACGACCAAUGCUCGGUUGUAAUGUUCUAGAUAACUAAUUUAUUGAGCUACAUGCAAGCCAAUUGUGGUCCUACCAAGAUGGAUAUUAUUGAAGGGGCUACUCAUGCAAAAUCUUCUCCAAACAUUUUGUCCAUUAUGAGCAGAAUAUUCAUCUGUCUAUAGUUUUCUUCGGAACUUUGAUUAUACGAGUUUGUUGCCUAGGUAGAGAUUAGAUGUCAUUCCUUUUAUCUAUCUCAUGUAAAAGAGGAGUAUGGUUACAUGUUUGCACAAGUAGAGUUGCAUGCAAAGUUUGGUAAAUUUGACUUCUUCAAGCUGAAAAUCAUACUGUAGGAGGACAUUUGCCAGUGAAUAUGGAUCUACAAAAUGCAUUCAUAAAACCCUGCAGAUGCAUUUGUCACUAAUUAUUGACAGAGUAUCAUCUGAGUCUAUUUUCUAAAUAUGAAAUUACUUUGUUGA
Molecule: messenger RNA, 1947 nt
Organism: Cryptomeria japonica (Japanese cedar)
Lineage: Eukaryota; Viridiplantae; Streptophyta; Pinopsida; Cupressales; Cupressaceae
Product: polyadenylate-binding protein-interacting protein 11
Exons: 10
Coding region: 430-1440 (336 amino acids)
Molecular function (GO): RNA binding
Source: RefSeq, a predicted model, not a curated record